Paramecium primaurelia is the source of this 424-nucleotide messenger RNA. The record is from the annotation of a GenBank genome assembly. NCBI's taxonomy places the organism in Eukaryota, Ciliophora, Oligohymenophorea, Peniculida, Parameciidae.
UGCAUGCGAGAUGCAAAAAUUUCAUAUUGCAAAUAAUGAAAUGUUCAUCUAACAUUAAUGAAUAAAGCUGUACCUAUGCUUUAUUGUAAUUUUAAUCAACUUAGUACUAAUUGUGUAGAUGGAAUAAUUCACUAGGACCUCAAGGAGUUUGUGAAAAUGCUUAUUCAGCCUUAUUAUAAACUUCAUAAAUCUGUCUUAAUAAAACUGGUAACAUUUUUAGAUGGAUCACCAACAAUGAAUCUGCAGGAAAGUGUGUUUCAUAUGGUGCUAUCUAAUUGUCAUUUAAUUGCUUAAGGAGUGGUACAUCAAACUGUUAAGAAUUGAAUAGUUGUUCUUUAUUAACAAUAACUAAUUAAUCAGAAAUGUCCUUAGUAUCAUGUGCAUAAAAUAAAAAUUAGAUUAUAAUUUGAAGAAAGUAAGAAAG